AGCACGGGCGGCGAUGGCGGCGGGCGUGGAGGGGCCGCGCGGGUUCUUGGCGCUGCUGGUGCUGGGCGUGCUGGCGGCCGGCGGCGAGGGCACAACUGGUUUUAUAAAGUCACCGCUGUCUCAAAAGAGACUGACUCAGGACAGCGUCGAGUUGUACUGCGAGGCGAUUGGCAAUCCCAUCCCUGAGAUCCAGUGGUGGUUCGAGGGGAACGAGCCAAAUGAGACCUAUGCUCAGCUUUGGGAUGGUGCACGGCAGGACCGUGUCAAAAUCAACGCCACCUACAACCUGCACUCCACCAGUACCAUCUACAUCGCAAACCUCACGGGCGACGACUCGGGCACGUACGAGUGCCGGGCCAGCAGCGACCCUGACCGCAACCACUUGUCGAAGAGCCCCAAAGUCAAGUGGAUCCGCUCACAGGCUAACGUUUUUGUCAUCGAACGUCCAGAAAUCCAGACAGGGUUCUCAGAGUCUGCUGGCAAGCUGGUCCUCAGCUGCAACCUAAGCGAUCCUUACUCUGCCAUCGAGGGUCGUGAAUGGAAGCAUGGAGACAAGAUACUUCAAACAGACAUGGAGUCAAGCACUUUCACCAGUUACACGAUCGAGGGGAAGAAGGAAGAGCACUCUGGUAUCUAUGAAUGCAUCUACAAAACAAGCCCAGAGAUAAAAGGAGAAAUUAAUAUAUCAGUUCUGCCCCAAGUUGUGGCAUACAAGAAGUCUGAGCAUGGGAAUGAGGGGGACACGGGGGUGCUGAUCUGCAAGAAUCCCUCUUUUCCUCCUGUCAGCACUUGGGUCUGGUACAGAAAUGGUCAAGAGUCCAUUGUCAAUGGAUCUGGUCGAUACAUCAUCAAGUCCAGCAGCAACAAGACAGAGUUACGCAUCCUGAAGCUGAACAUCGAGGAGGAUACGGGUGACUACCACUGCAGUGCCACCAAUUCUCUUGGCAUUGGCCAAGCUACAGUGAAUCUGCGCGUACGCAGCCGUCUGGCAGCACUCUGGCCCUUCCUGGGUAUAGUGGCAGAAGUCCUGGUCCUUGUCACCAUCAUCUUUAUCUACGAGAAGAGGAGGAAGCCAGAUGAAGUUCUUGAUGAUGAUGAUGGAGGUUCUGCACCGCUGAAAAGUAAUGCCACAAACCACAAGGACAAGAAUGUCCGCCAGAGAAAUGCUAACUAAGCAGGGGCCAGGUGAUAUGUAGCUGAAGAACUCGUCUGGAUUUUUUUUUUCUUCUUUGGUAAAAUAGCACCAUGAAAUAUUCUAGUGUGUCCUUGCGAUUGAGUUACUUCACUUUCUAAAGGAACUUAAGUUGUAGAAACUAAAAUACAUGUGUGUUUUUUUU
Messenger RNA from Oxyura jamaicensis (ruddy duck), 1337 nucleotides. RefSeq names its product basigin (Ok blood group) (gene BSG). Gene Ontology annotation, biological process: dendrite self-avoidance; axon guidance; homophilic cell-cell adhesion. The transcript has 9 exons. The record is from RefSeq and is a predicted model, not a curated record. Gene Ontology annotation, cellular component: plasma membrane; axon. NCBI's taxonomy places the organism in Eukaryota, Metazoa, Chordata, Aves, Anseriformes, Anatidae. The coding region runs from base 14 to 1174 and encodes 386 amino acids. Gene Ontology annotation, molecular function: cell-cell adhesion mediator activity.